CGGCCUUAUGCAGUAUGCACAUUUGACUUAAGUCAAGGUUGAAAUUAUGACAUAAAAACGACAUUUGACAGCAAUUUCAAUAUUUGGUAUGCAGUAUGACACACAUUUCAAUUUAUUGAAAGUAGACGUUUCAAUAAAUUGAAAUCACACCAAGUGACCUUGUAGAUUACAAGAAUCUAUAUGCACUAAUGCAAAAAUUGAAAUAAUUUUCAAGUCAAGGUUGAAAUCAAAUCAAUUUUUCAAACGUAUUGAAAAAUCUAGCACGUUAUACAUACUUGAAAUGAGUAAAAAGUGUGGUUAAACAUUAAAAAUGGACUUAAAUUUUUUGGUAGAAAUAUUAGAAGAGGAUAGGAACAGGCGAAAUGUUAAUCUACAUCGUAGACAUCUAAGAGACACUAGUGACCCUUUAUCUCUGCCAGAGGAACAUUUUAGGGGCAUAUUUAGAGUUUCGAGAGAACUAGCACAUUGGGUGCUCACACAACUCCUACCUCACAUGAGAGAUUGUGCACGUAACACAUCCAUUCCAAAGGGGUUAAGGGUAAACAAAUCAUUUGUGUUUGUUUAUCACAAGGUUUGUUAAAUUUUAGUUCUUUACUACUUUGCAUUUUUUGAGCCAAGGCUCUUAUCAAAAAGGUAUUGGUCAAGAUUAUUUGACGAAUAUGCAUCAAAGUUCUGUGAGCAGAUGCAUCACAGAAGUAACAGAUGUUAUGGUAGAAGUAUUGGGUUAUACCAUACAAUUUCCAGAAGGAGAAGCUGAAAAAAAUCAGGAAAAGCAAUUGUUUAUUGGCAUAGGUGGAUUUCCUGGUAUAAUAGGGUGCAUUGAUGGCACCCAAAUAGCCAUAGUAGCACCAAAAACAGAACACCCAGAAAUGCCAGGGGUUAUUUUUUAUUGCAGAAAGCAAUAUUAUAGUUUAAAUGUGCAGAUAUUGCAGAUUUGUAAUGCACAGCUAAAAAUAACUAAUAUCAAUGCCAGAUUCCCUGGAUCCGUACAUGAUUCGGCGAUAUGGCAAACAUCAUUAGUGAGAAGGCAUUUGGUAAAUAAUUAUGUUGGAAAUAGAAACCAAACGACUUAUUUAUUGGGAGAUUCAGGUUACCCACUGGAACCAUGGCUACUCACUCCAAUAGCAAAUCCAUUAACCGAUGCAGAAAGACAAUUCAACCGUCGCCAUAUUAAUAUUAGAAAUACUGUGGAGAGGACUAUUGGUGUAUUAAAACAACGCUUUCGAUGCUGCCUUAAACACAGGACAUUGCAUUAUUCUCCCGAACGCGCUGCACACAUUAUUUAUUCGGCUGCCAUAUUGCACAAUCUUUGCAUUACUCGAAAUGAAUAUCUUGAUGACAUUAAUGGUAACGGUAAUGGAGAAGAGUUUAAUGACUGUCAUGAUGCAGGCAACAUUGAUAACAAUAUUGAUGGUGUAGGUGUAGAUCUGUAGAUCAUGCCGAAAGAAACUUUUUACGUUAUGGCCGUAAUAUGAGGAACAGAGUGGUGGAUAAUUACUGCAUAUAGCUAUAAUAAACCAUUGAAUAAUAAACAUUUAUUAUGUAGAUGUACUUAAAACUAGAGUAAAUAGGUUUAAAAUCGCAUCAUGCAGAGCAUGCAAACUUUUUUGAAUAGCGAGUAAACUAUUUUUUAGUUUUGUUGAGCCGCUUUUCAAUGUGGUGUAUAAAUC
Messenger RNA from Photinus pyralis (common eastern firefly), 1670 nucleotides. Its product is annotated as putative nuclease HARBI1. The coding region runs from base 660 to 1433 and encodes 257 amino acids. The transcript is spliced from 6 exons. The record is from RefSeq and is a predicted model, not a curated record. NCBI's taxonomy places the organism in Eukaryota, Metazoa, Arthropoda, Insecta, Coleoptera, Lampyridae.